GCUGAGCAAAGGAGACAGAGAAGAGAGGGGAGCGGGAGUGGGCACACAGGCACUGAUGGACGAGCCAGAGGAUACCAAACCGAGGAAGCGUUUCCCCCCCAAAUGCACCAUCUUUUUGGGAUCUCUCUUAGCAGUGGCUAUAAUUGCUUUAAUCACUGUGGCUGUCACACAGAACCGGUCGACCACGAGGAACAGUAAAUAUGGAAUUGUGCUGGAUGCUGGUUCUUCUCACACUAACUUGUAUGUAUAUGAGUGGCCAGCAGAGAAGGAGAAUGACACAGGAGUGGUGCAGCAAGUGGAUGUGUGUGAAGUGGAAGGGCCAGGGAUCUCAGCUUAUGCUCGUGAUGUGGAAAAAGCUGGUGUUUCCCUACAUCAGUGCAUGGAUAGGGCAAAGGCAAGGGUGCCACCAGAAAAGCAUCAAGAUACACCUGUUUACCUGGGAGCAACAGCUGGCAUGCGGCUGCUGAGCCUGGAGAACAAGGGCGCUGCUGAAAAGGUACUCUCUUCAGUAGAGAAGUCACUGCGCUUAUAUCCCUUCCAUUACCAGGGAGCCAGAGUCCUCAGUGGUGAGGAAGAAGGGGCCUAUGGCUGGAUCACCAUUAACUACCUGUUGGGCAAUUUCAAAGAGUCUGUCUGGCCACGCUUUCUGCCCCGUAUCUUCUCCAGUGCUGGGACCAAAGGGGCACUGGACCUUGGAGGAGCUUCCACACAGAUCACCUUUGUACCAAACCAGGAGAUAACUGAGUCACAGAAAGAUACUGUGAACUUCCGUCUCUAUGGCAAGGACUACACUGUGUAUACGCACAGUUUCUUGUGUUAUGGGAAGGAUCAGGCACUGCGCCUCAAGCUGGCCAAAGAUGUCCAGGUCACAUCAGAUGGCAGACUCGAGGAUCCGUGUUUUCAUAGCGGGUAUGAGAAGAUACUUGAUAUUUCUGAGCUGCUCACAAACCCCUGCACAGCUCCUAGAAUGCAGCCGCCAUCCUACACACAGCUCCAAAUUGUGGGUGCUGGGAACUAUGAACUGUGCCUGAAAAGCAUUGACAGGAUCUUCAAUGUUAGCAACUGUCCGUACUCCAGCUGCUCUUUCAAUGGCAUCUUCUUGCCUCCUGUGAACGGGGAAUUUGGGGCAUUUUCUGCUUUCUACUAUGUAAUGGAGUUCCUCAAUGUGACAAGCCAACCGCUGGAACAGGUGACAGAGAGACUGAAGACCUUUUGCUCCAAAUCCUGGAAUCAGGUGAAGGCAGACUUUCCUAAGGUAAAGGAGAAGUACUUGAGUGAUUACUGCUUCUCAGGUACCUACAUUACCUUACUGCUUGGCCAAAGAUACACUUUCACCAAGGAGAAAUGGUCUCACAUCCAGUUCCUGAAGAAGAUUGGUAAAAGUGAUGCUGGAUGGACUCUAGGCUAUAUGUUGAACCUCACCAACAUGAUCCCCGCAGAGCAUCCCUAUACGUUUCCAAUGUCUCAUGCUAGCUAUAUCAGCCUCAUGGCCGUCUGCUCCAUUCUGGUGGUGUCUGUGCUUCUCAUAGUCUUGGCGAUCUAUCGUAAACCAAAGUGUCUUCAAAAGGGAAUAAUUUAGGCUGGACUGACCUAGCCCAGAGCAAAAACGGCAGUGAAGGCCAGAGCUGUGUACUCUCCUGUUGUGUUCUACUGAAAUAACUGACUUGUGUGAAGGUCUUCUGGGCCACUUGCUCUGGCACUGAUGGACUCCAAGAUAGCAAGAUGCUGCCUUUCUGUCAUCUCCCCUGCUUUGGAGACUCACCACCCAUCCUGAUCCUGAGUGGGGGGCUGGUGGUGCGGGCCUAGGAUGUGGUAUUGAACACCUGCUUCUCUCAGGUCUGCCCCUUUGUGUAUUGCCUUGAUACCACAAAUUCAACACAGGGGGCACCCAGUCAGAAAUAACUGACUGAACAAUGCAGGGCCAGACUCAGCCUGCAGAAUCCGCUGCUCUUGGUUGCACAUUCCCAUCUGCACCCACUGGAAAGUUCAACAGUCAUGCUGUAACGCUGCCAACUGGGUCUUCUCCAUGCACAGCAAUUAAAUCAGUGCUUAACAUAAGUUUAUGGAGAAAUCCUCCGUGUAAGACUUUGGAGGUGAGGACUUUUGACAAUAGGCUGUCCCGUAUCUAAUCAGCAACUAGGAGAAGAGAGAGGCAGCUGAAUGUACCCACUCAUGAGAAGGCUGCAGAGCAAAAUGUGUUGGCCACAAAACCCUGACCUGGGAGAGAAUGUCAGCUUCUGCAUCUUGUCUGGAACAAGUACAACUGAACUCCUCCCAAGGUAUCAUAGCUGCUACCAGGGCAAUGGGCCUUGUACUGAUGGACUAUCUGUGAAUUGUUUGGAUUAGUCAAAGUGACCCACAAUUAGCAGUUUCCUAUGGGUUAUGUAGAUCUUGGACUGAGAGAGGAGAGCUGGUCUUGUGGUAGCAAGCAUGACCUGUCCCCAUAGCUGAGCAGGGUCUGCCUUGGUUGCAUAUGAAUGGGAUACUUGAUGUGUGAGCACUGCAAGAUAUUCCCCUCAGGGGAUGAAGCCGCUCUGGGAAGAGCAGAAGGUUUCAAGUUCCCUCCCUGGCUUCUCCAAGAUAGGGCUGAGAGAGAUUCCUGCCUGCAACCUUGGAGACGCCACUGCCAGUCUGUGAAGACAAUACUGAGCUAGAUAGACCAAUGGUCUGACUCAGUAUAUGGCAGGUUCCUUUGUUCCUAUGUUGAGGUCUGAUGUUGCACCCUCUUCAUCAGCUUGUAUUAACACUGGCACCAUGAUCAAAUUCAUAAGAAGACCAACUAUGGAGGGGGCGGGCAUAAAUAACCUAUUUGCAACAUCUUUUAAUGCUUGCAAUGGAGGAACUCAAAAGCAGAGGGGAUGGCCUUUUGCACUCUAGGCUCUCCAGCUGCAAGGGAAGAUCCAGAGACUCUCCUCUGUAUCUAAAUGGCACACAAACUGCCUGACUAAUUUGCACUUUGAUGUGAUCGAAAAUGAGAGAUUCAUAUAGACAAGGCCUUUCUAGCAUUCUUCUGACCGCUGUGCCAACCUGUUGUCUAGCCUGCUGAUCAGCAAAUCUACCAGUAAGCUUUGUCCUCCAGUGACAACAUUGACCCAAAGCUCUACUUGAGAGGAUCCUCAGAAAACAAGUCACUCACCAUUCUGUACCACUCAUGUGAAAAACCACUCUGUCAUUUGCUGCACAAUAACAAUAUUUCUACCCACUUCCCAGUCUGUUGGGAAAGGGAGUUGAAGAGAGAGACUUUCAUCUUCCUAUUGCUAUGAAUUUUUUUCAAUUUUGAUCAAAGUGCCGUGCUCUAGGGAUGGGUUUUUCCCCGGUGGAGUAUACAGGCAAAGCUGGAACAGCUUCAGGGGUUGGAUCCCUGCUCGGCCUCAUAUGCAGAAUCAUGGGGUUUUAGCCCCCACUAUAAAGUUUAGAAGGUGCAUGUCCUGAUCUCAGACUGCUUUUCCAGUCUUCCGUGGAAUCCUCCAGACCUUUAGCUGGGGGAAUGCAAGGGAGUUCUGGGUUAAGUGUGAUCCUUGUGCUUCUGAAGAAAUCAAAGGAGGGAGAUCAGAUUAUUUGUAGAAUGGUAGGAGCACUGCAGACUGAAGAUAUUGUAAGACAGUAUCCUCGAUCCAGGGGCCAACCUAACUGAAUUAGCACAUGUCUGCCACUCAAGCCUGGCCCUGAAGUGAUUUUUAGCACUUAAGAAGGAUGAUCCUGAUCAGUUUUCAUGCUGGUGCUUAAUGCAAGGUAGUUGCUUUCACUCUAGCACAUAUUUAUAACCAGACAGGUAGGUGCAUACAAAGCAAGAGACUUGGAGCUGGGGGAAAGUGAAUGUGCCCUUAUUAUUUAACACAAGGUGGGGGUGUUCAAUCACACCAUUCCCUUCCUCAGGAAUAUUCGGUCAAAGUAGCAUGGAACCACCAGUGGCAUUACAGUUCACUGGCUGGCAAAAGGUUUUUUGGUUUUGUUUUGUUUUGUUUUAAUAAUCCAGGGCAAAGCAACAAUAAAAAAUAACAGGUCAGGCACAUAAGAAAACCCACACACAAUAAUAUUCUAGUGUUACAUUCUGGUAAAGAUAGCAGCUGACAGGAGGAAAAAUACUCCAAGUAGUCCUAUUUAAAUUCGGAAGGCAGGUUAAGCAUUGCCUAACUUGUCCUUUUUAUUUUUACAUUUUGGAAUGGAUGGAGGGUUGCAGUUGCUUCCAAUGUUACAAGUUUCCAAAAUGGGAAGUACUUCCAUGUUGGAAAAAGCAUGAAAACCAUGUGUAGAUCAUCGUAUGUGACAUUUGCACAUUGCAUUAUUCUGACCAAGGUUUUCCAGCAUAUGCACAUGUGCUGUUGCAUGGAAAUAAAUGUGCAUGCAACUAUCCUGUGUGAAGACUGAUGCAUAGUUUUCACUGACUUUUUUCUAUGCAUAACAGCUUUCCAUGUAAGGAGAUUCACAUUAUUUUUUGAAAUCCUGAGAGAUGAUUCAUCUCUGAACAAGGGCAAUUAUUAUUAACAUUACUAGGGGGUCUUUCAGAAGAAAUCAGUUGUCCUGCAAGAGCUAAUUAACACUUGUCAGGGAGUGGCUGGAGGGGCUGUUUGCUUUGCAGCUUUGCCUGAAUAAAGCUUUCCAAUUGUACUUCCAGGCUUCCUUGUUUAAAUACCCUGCCUUGAAUUUAAAAAUCAACAGCCUGACAUUGUGAGUAAGCAAUCAGUCAGUCAUUCAGAAGAUUUCUAAAGUGGCUGCUCAGGUUAGACUGAGCAUGCAUUCUGUAUUGAUUAAGAAACAAGUGCUUUGGGGGCCACCAAACAGCCCCUGUUUACUGAGCUGAUAUGUAACAUGGGUGAGCUUAGUCUUUCCCCUUGGCUAAUCAGAGACUCCCUUGGCACUAACUUAAGUUACAGUUAAGUCACAAGGAUCUCCAUAUUCCUAUGCCAAGGCUCAGGAUCAUGUCAGAGAAAUCUGGUGCCUCCCUGCUGCUCUUAGCAACCACCCAACAUUACAUCCCUACGGCUUAACCCUAAAAUGCUUCAUGUUGAUCCUGUUUUACAUGUCCCUGGUUCCACCCUCUGACAACCUAACUAUUCUGCUUGUAUCACAGACAACACAGGAUACCCUACCCUAUUACUGGGCCUAGUGUUGACUGUAAACCCUUCAGUGGGUCAAUUCACAUUAACACGGCCCAAACACACAAAGAGGGGCAGGAACAUGCUAAGAGUACCCUUGCCCUGAUGUCACUGAAGGAUGUCCCAACCCGCUUUCGGGACGUCCUUCCAUCACAUGUGGGCGCUGUUCAUCCGAAAGGACCCUAGUUUAUUGGACAAUGUCCUGACGGCAUGUUGGGACAUCCUUCAGUGUGAUAUCAGGCUGGGUGCACUGUUGGCGUGUUCCCACCCCUCUUCGCAUGUUUGGGCCAUGUUCAUGUGAACCAGCCCAUCAACAGGCUGAUUUGCAGUAAUGCUUAUCACAGACAAGUGGUGGGGAAAGUGGUAGGGCACUAGUUCAGGAUUCUGAUUUCUGACAGUGGUCCCCCACUAUUUGUUGUGAAGUAUACAAUGAGUACUUGCCCCUGACAGUUUGCAGGCCUGGAGGGAGAGACCCAGGGUGUGUGCUCCUGGCACACUGUUGCACAUUGGUAACUAAGAACAGCUGACAUCCUUGUCUUGGCCUUCCGAUUCAGAUGUAGCAAACGAUUCACUUCGCACACAUGGACACCUCUGUAUUUGUAUGAAAAUAUUAAAUACGUUUUGAUUAA
This is a messenger RNA of Hemicordylus capensis (graceful crag lizard), 5725 nucleotides long. RefSeq names its product ectonucleoside triphosphate diphosphohydrolase 1 (gene ENTPD1). Lineage: Eukaryota; Metazoa; Chordata; Lepidosauria; Squamata; Cordylidae. Gene Ontology annotation, molecular function: UDP phosphatase activity; GDP phosphatase activity. Gene Ontology annotation, biological process: nucleoside diphosphate catabolic process. The coding region runs from base 56 to 1579 and encodes 507 amino acids. The record is from RefSeq and is a predicted model, not a curated record. Gene Ontology annotation, cellular component: plasma membrane. The transcript is spliced from 10 exons.